Molecule: messenger RNA, 948 nt
Organism: Durusdinium trenchii
Lineage: Eukaryota; Dinophyceae; Suessiales; Symbiodiniaceae
Source: the annotation of a GenBank genome assembly
AUGGCAACGGUGGCUUCGCCGCCAGAUGCUGGCCGUGUCAAGAAGCCGAAGCUGGAAGAGACCCUUGUGAAACUGGAGGGAAAGAAGCUUCGUGCGGGCACUGUACCAUGGCGAUAUGUGGGUCAGUCAGAGAUUGAGGUGUUCUUGAUUGAAGGUCUCAAUACUCCUGGAUUUUGGACAUUUCCUGCUGGAUCACUCGAUCCCGGGGAGGAAGUCUCUCGCUGUGCCAGCCGUGAAACCUUUGAAGAGUGUGGAGCACGAGGAAAUCUCGGUUGCUUCCUGGGUGUGUUUGAAGAGAAGAAUCGAACCUACCUUUUUGCCAUGGAAGUCACCUCUGUGGAUGAUGCAGGGAACGACAUUUGGCACGACCCACAUUCAUCCUAUGAAGGUAGUGGCGACAGGCGUCGGGGUUGGUUUAGUCCUGAAUCUGCCUGGUCACGCUUAAAGAAAGAUGGCCCUGCCAUGCUGGAGACAUUCUUGGCCGUUCCCGUUCACCAACGUCGGAAUCUGCGCCGCCCGCGAGAAAUCAGGUCGAAAGUCCAGCUUUGCAUUCUAGGUGUCGGUGAAUCUGUGAACCUCGUGAGGAAGCAUUGCUCCCAGAAAAUGGACGUGGAAAUUCUUCCGGCCAGUGUUGCCCUCACAGCCUCAAGCUGCUCUGAAGCCCAGAAGUUCGCCAUUGUAGCUGCCACCCUGUGGGAGGCUCACGCGGUGGUUUGCGUGGGUGGCAAAGAGAUCCUCUAUGCCCUGGCAAUGGCUUCGAGCAGCAAUUGCGCAACUUUGUUUGUAGCCACAGAACCAUUGAACCACCCCUGGAUGCUUGAAGGAGACUCUCGGGUGGUUUCCACACAUUUGCUUUCUGCAGGCUUGCAGGAGGAGGAGAAGGCGGACACAUGCAGUUUGAUUGAUGACUUCCUGGAGAAGGUCAAAGCCGAAGCAAAAACUCUUUGA